AUGACCAUCGGGUCGUUUUUCAGUCUACAUCCGAAAACUGAAAAAAAAAACCUGCACGAACUAUUCAAAGAUGUCAAUGGGCAUAACAACUACAAACAGGUCAUCACGACAACGAAAGCGCCCAUCCAUGCAAAUAUGUCAAGAAAUUUAACUAAUAACAAUAUAGGAAUAGUACAGCAACCACAGACUGAAAUAGAAAUAGCUCAAUUGAAUACUGAUAAAGUAAAUGCUGCACUACAGGUAAUUGAGAGGAAAGCUGCUCCAGAGAAACCUACAGAUUUAUCACUAUACACUCUUGAUACAGGUGAAAAGAUACGAACAACGGGUAGAGUUGUUCCUUCUGUCCCACCCAUAACCAAUAAAUUACCCACUGAUGACGAAUUGUUUGACUCUACAACGGGCUUACCAAAUCAUACAUUCCUUCGAAAUCACUUCUUGAGGGAAGGAAGGCUGACAGAAUCACAAAUCCUGAGAAUAAUCAAUAUGGCAACUGAAUGUCUUUCCCAGGAACCAAAUCUGUUGAUGGUCCCUUCUCCAGUUACAAUAUGUGGUGACAUCCACGGUCAGUAUUACGAUCUUUUGAAAUUGUUUGAAGUUGGUGGCGAUCCAGCAGUGACCCCAUAUUUAUUUUUGGGUGAUUACGUUGACAGGGGUGCCUUUUCCAUAGAGUGCCUAAUAUAUCUCUAUGCGUUGAAAUUAACUUAUAAUAAGACAUUUUGGUUAUUAAGAGGGAACCAUGAAUGUAAACAUUUGACUUCAUAUUUUACAUUCAAAAACGAAUGUCUUCAUAAAUAUUCUUUGAACGUUUAUGAACAAUGCUGUAACUCUUUUAAUGCAUUACCUCUUGCAGCAUUAAUGAACGGUCAAUAUUUCUGUGUUCAUGGUGGGAUCUCACCAGAAUUAAAGGACAUAAAUGACGUUAAUAAACUGGACAGAUUUAAAGAAAUUCCAUCAAAGGGUUUAAUGUGUGAUUUAUUAUGGGCUGACCCCAUUGAAGAUUAUGAUGAGUAUGACGACGGCGACUUAUUCUCACAUAAUUCUGUAAGAGGUUGUUCAUUUACCUUCACUUAUCAAGCAUCAUGUGAAUUUUUACAACGCAAUAAUUUAUUGUCUAUAAUAAGGGCCCAUGAGGCACAAGAUGCAGGGUAUAGGAUGUAUAAGAAUACCAAGAUAUUGGGGUUCCCAAGUUUAUUAACGUUAUUUAGCGCUCCCAAUUAUCUGGACACCUACAAGAAUAAAGCUGCAGUCUUAAAAUUUGAAAAUAAUGUGAUGAAUAUUCGCCAAUUUAAUAUGUCUCCACAUCCUUAUUGGUUACCAGACUUUAUGGAUGUUUUCACUUGGUCACUACCGUUCGUUGGUGAAAAAGUUACCGAAAUGUUAGUCUCUAUUUUAAAUAUCUGUACUGAGGAUGAAUUAGAAAGAGAGACGCCUUUGAUUGAAGAAUCCAUUUGUACAGGUACUAUUAAUGAAUCUUCAAUUGUAAAUCCGGUCCAUGAUAACAGAAGUGUCCCAAUCCGAGAAGAUACCAAUGCUGUCAAAGUCCCUAUACUAGAGGAUGAUUCCAGAAGAAGAGCAUUGAGAAAUAAGAUAUUAGCCAUUGCAAAAGUGUCAAGAAUGUUUUCUGUGUUGAGAGAAGAAAGUGAGAAGGUUGAAUAUUUGAAAAGUAUGAAUGCAGGAGUCUUACCGAGAGGUGCCCUUGCUCAUGGUUCUGCCGGUUUAAAUGAAACUUUAUCCACUUUUGAAAUGGCAAGAAAGCAAGAUUUGAUUAAUGAACGAUUACCACCAUCGUUGGAUCAAGUGAAGAGAGAGAAGAAUAACUAUUAUUAUUCAAUGCUUGAUAAAGCCUCUAAUCAGCAAAUUUUGGGCAGAAAAAAAGAAUAG
Messenger RNA from Naumovozyma castellii, 1881 nucleotides. RefSeq names its product calcineurin catalytic subunit A (gene CMP2). NCBI's taxonomy places the organism in Eukaryota, Fungi, Ascomycota, Saccharomycetes, Saccharomycetales, Saccharomycetaceae. The record is from RefSeq and is a predicted model, not a curated record. The transcript has a single exon. Bases 1 to 1881 code for a protein of 626 amino acids.